ACAGGCAUUGAAGCCCAGUUACCACCGCACUCCUCCACCCAAUUCUCCCUGCAAGACCUCAAGGGUCAGAACACUAGUGGAGAAGAUUCCUCAACCUCUGGAUUUUAGGGCCAUGGCAGAGGGGUGUUGCCCUAAAUUCCAGCGUUGGUGUCAGCCCAACGCCCCCCAGGAAGGAAUUAGAGGGGCCCUGGCCAGGCUGUGCUGGUUGUUGCUUAUGACCAGAUUAUGAGAAGGGACCAAGACAAUGGCUCCUUUGUGGAGGCCCUGGCUUACGGAGUCAAGUGACUGCUCAGCACACACGUGGGCAGUGCCAGCCUCUAAGUGUGGACAGGGCACUGGCCACAAAGUCCCAGAGAGUCCCAGCAGCCUAGUGGCCAGACCUUCUGUGGGAUCGCCAGACCAGCCUGGAACCCCACUGACCCAAGCCCGCCUGCUGCAGCCCAGUGCCUGGCCAUGACCAUCACCUACACAAGCCAAGUGGCCAAUGCCCGCUUGGGCUGCUUCUCCCGCCUGCUGCUGUGCUGGCGGGGCAGCAUCUACAAGCUGCUGUACGGCGAGUUCCUCAUCUUCCUGCUCUGCUACUACACCAUCCGCUUCAUUUACAGGCUGGCCCUGACAGAGGAACAGCAGCUGAUAUUUGAGAAGCUGACUCUGUAUUGCGACAGCUACAUCCAGCUCAUCCCCAUUUCCUUCGUGCUGGGCUUCUACGUGACGUUGGUCGUGACCCGCUGGUGGAACCAGUACGAGAACCUGCCGUGGCCCGACCGCCUCAUGAGCCUGGUGUCGGGCUUCGUGGAGGGCACGGACGAGCAAGGCCGGCUGCUGCGGCGCACGCUCAUCCGCUACGCCAACCUGGGCAACCUGCUCAUCCUGCGCAGCAUCAGCACCGCGGUCUACAAGCGCUUCCCCAGCCCCCAGCACCUGGUGCAGGCAGGCUUUAUGACCCCCACGGAACACAAGCACUUUGAAAAAUUGAGCUUACCACACAACAUGUUCUGGGUGCCCUGGGUGUGGUUUGCCAACCUGGCAAUGAAGGCCUGGCUUGGAGGCCGAAUCCGGGACUCUGUUUUGCUCCAGAGCCUGCUGAAUGAAAUGAACAUCCUGCGUACUCAGUGUGGACACCUGUAUGCCUACGACUGGAUCAGUGUCCCAUUGGUGUACACACAGGUGGUGACUGUGGCAGUGUACAGCUUCUUCCUGGCUUGCCUCAUUGGGCGGCAGUUUCUGAACCCAGCCAAGUCCUACCCUGGCCACGAGCUGGACCUGGUCGUGCCCCUCUUGACGUUCCUGCAGUUCUUCUUCUAUGUUGGCUGGCUGAAGGUGGCAGAGCAGCUCAUCAACCCCUUUGGAGAGGAUGAUGAUGACUUUGAGACCAACUGGAUUGUCGACAGGAACUUACAGGUGUCCCUGUUGGCUGUGGAUGAGAUGCACCAGGACCUACCUCAGAUGGAACGGGACAUGUAUUGGAAUGAGCCAGAACCACAGCCCCCCUACACAGCUGCUGCCGCCCAUUCCCGCCGAGCCUCCUUUAUGGGUUCCACUUUCAACAUCAGCCUGCCCAAAGAGGAUAUGGAGUUCCAGCCGAAUCAGGAGGAGGACGAGGACGAUGCUCAUGCUGGCAUUAUUGGCCGCUUCCUAGGGCUGCAGUCCUAUGACCACCAUCCUCCAAGGACAAACUCAAAGACCAAACUACUGUGGCCCAAGAAGGAGUCCUUUCUCUAUGAGGGCCAGCCCAAGAACCCCAAGGGGGCCAAACAGAACCUUAGGGGCCAGGAAGAAAGCAAGGCCUGGAAGCUUAAGGCAGUGGACACAUUCAAGUCUGCUCCACUGUAUCAGAGGCCAGGAUACUACAGUGCCCCCCAGACGCCCCUCAGCCCCACACCCAUGGUCUUCCCCCCUGAACAAUCAGCACUCCCAGGGCUCCACAGUGUUGCAGGCAUAGACACCAAAGAUAUAAACCUAAAGCCUGAGACUUCUGGGGCCAAGAACAGUUUUGAAGUGCUCCCAGAGGAUGAUGGGGCCUUGGUGGAGCAAUCAGAAGUACCUCGUGUGAGGAGAAAAACUGUGGAGUUUAACCUGAGGGAUAUGCCAGAGAUCCCUGAACAUCUCAAAGAACCACAUUUGGACCGGUCAGCAACCAACAUACACACUAUACUCAAAGAUCAUGCAGAUCCUUAUUGGACCUUGGAAAACAGGGAUGAAGCACAUUCCUAACCUGUUUUCUAAGUGGGACGCUUCACCGGCCUUGUCCUCACCUGCAUGUACACCAGCAUGACACUGAUCCGGGUCACAGCCAUAUCGCUGUCCACACUGAAGAAUAUGUUCCUAUGACAGCCUGAACUAAAUGGUUAGCUUAAUGGUUAACAAAAAUC
Lemur catta (Ring-tailed lemur) is the source of this 2372-nucleotide messenger RNA. It is a transcript of the gene BEST1, whose product is annotated as bestrophin 1. Gene Ontology annotation, molecular function: chloride channel activity. The transcript has 11 exons. NCBI's taxonomy places the organism in Eukaryota, Metazoa, Chordata, Mammalia, Primates, Lemuridae. The record is from RefSeq and is a predicted model, not a curated record. Bases 454 to 2214 code for a protein of 586 amino acids.